Molecule: messenger RNA, 2539 nt
Organism: Myotis lucifugus (little brown bat)
Lineage: Eukaryota; Metazoa; Chordata; Mammalia; Chiroptera; Vespertilionidae
Gene: ENTPD6
Product: ectonucleoside triphosphate diphosphohydrolase 6 (putative)
Exons: 15
Coding region: 132-1529 (465 amino acids)
Biological process (GO): nucleoside diphosphate catabolic process
Cellular component (GO): membrane; Golgi apparatus
Molecular function (GO): UDP phosphatase activity; GDP phosphatase activity
Source: RefSeq, a predicted model, not a curated record
AUACCUUAGCCCAGUGGAAUGAAGUUGGCUUUUGGGUUUGGCCUCAGGGGCUUGCAGGUGCCCAUGGGCCAGGCUGUUCCUGGCUCUUUGUUCCUACAACAUGCUAUUUGGACUCUGCGUCACCCUGACUUAUGCACACAGUCCUCACAGACAAGGAAAUGAGAAAAAUACCAAAUAAUGGGAACCUGAAGAUGAUGAAGGUGGCGUACCCGCUGGGGCUGUUCGUGUGCCUGUUCAUCUACAUCGCCUACAUCAAGUGGCACUGGGUCUUCGCCACCCAGGCCUUCUUCAGCAUCACGGAGGCAGCCUCGGGGGCCCACAGGGGCCACCAGACUCGGGAUGCCCCGGGGACGACUGCACGUGGUCACAAGGUCUUCUAUGGCAUCAUGUUUGACGCGGGAAGCACUGGCACUCGAGUACAUAUCUUUCAACUCACCUGGCAGCCUGGAGAGACUCCCACCUUGACCCAUGAAACCUUCAAAGCACUGCAGCCAGGUCUUUCUGCUUAUGCUGACGACGUUGAAAAGAGCACUCCGGGUAUUCAGGAAUUGCUGGAUGUUGCUAAACAAGAAAUUCCUUUUGACUUCUGGAAGGCCACCCCAUUGGUGCUCAAGGCUACCGCUGGCUUACGUCUGCUACCAGGAGAAAAGGCUCAGAAUUUACUACAAAAGGUGAAGGAAGUGUUUAAGGCGUCACCUUUCCUUGUAGGGGACGACUGCGUUUCCAUCAUGAACGGAACCGAUGAAGGCAUUUCAGCCUGGAUCACCGUCAACUUCCUAACAGGCAGUUUGAAAUCCCCAGGAAGCAACAGUGUGGGCAUGCUGGAUUUGGGCGGAGGGUCCACGCAGAUCACCUUCCUUCCGAGAGUUGAGGACACCCUUCGGACCUCCCCACCCGGCUACCUGACGUCACUGCAGAUUUUUAAUAGGACCUACAAGCUCUAUUCCUACAGCUACCUGGGGCUCGGAUUGAUGUCGGCUCGGCUGGCGAUUCUGGGCGGCACAGAGGGGAAGCCUGUGGAGGGUGGAAAGGAGUUGGUCAGUCCCUGUCUGGCUCCGAGUUUCAAAGGAGAGUGGGAACAUGCUGAAAUAACGUACAGACUUUCCGGACAGAAGGCAGCAGUGAACCUCUACCAGCUGUGUGCCCGCAGAGUGUCCGAGGUCCUUCAGAAUAAAGUGCACAGGACAGAAGAAGUGAAGGACGUGGAUUUUUAUGCUUUUUCUUACUAUUAUGACCUUGCAGCAAAUGUUGGCCUCAUAGAUGCGGAGAAGGGAGGCAGCCUCGUGGUCGGAGACUUUGAGAUUGCGGCCAAGUACGUGUGCCGGACAGCGGAGACCCGCCCACAGAGCAACCCCUUCCUGUGCAUGGAUCUCACCUACAUCAGCUUGCUGCUCCGAGAAUUCGGCUUCCCGGGAAACAAAGUGCUGAAGCUGACUCGGAAAAUCAACAACGUUGAGACCAGCUGGGCUCUGGGGGCCAUUUUUCAUUACAUCGACUCCCUGAAUGGACAGAAGAGUAGGGCCUCGUAGUGGCUGAGCUGCCUGCUGUCCUCAAGCCCUGCAGCCCUGCCCCUGGAUGAGCCGAGGACUGGAACUCAGCCCAGGCCCAGCACUCCUCCUCCCUGCUUCAGCUCCAGGCGGGCAGCGAACCAGAUGGGAAAAGAGCACCUGCCGAGGCCAAGUGAUGUAGUCCCGCUGUCCCCACGCUCCCCAUCUGUAGGGUUGGGUAGCUGUGACAUCCACUCCUGGACUGGAGUCUUGUUUUAUGCCCCUGCCCCUGUCUACACCCACUUCCCCAAGGCGGACCUCCACCUUCUCCCAGAAUCAGGGCGAGGUUUUGCAGGCUGCCCUGCUGCUCAGGGUGAGCCGAGUGAGAACGCCCGUGCCCUCUGGGACAGUGGGCCCGGCAAGGCGCAGUGAACUCUGGACUUGAACGUGUUUGUUCCUCCUUGGGUGUGGAUGCGUGAAGUCAUACAGAGAACUGCUCCUCAGUCUUUGGAUGCCUCAAGGUUAACCGAUGGAGUUGACACUGUGAAUAGGAGGAGGGGCUGGGGGAAAUACCUCUCCGUGGCCCUCCUGUGCCCUGGCUCUUCACGAAAGGCUGAAUGUGAGCGUGAACUGCUGUGAAAUAUUUAUGGUUGUGCUGAGUGAGUGAUGUCUCUGCCAGGCAGUGCUGAGUGCUUGUGUGGCCGCUGUGUUCUGAGCCCCAGUGAACAUACCGCUGCUGUGAACCGUGUGCAGCCAAGCAGUGUCAGGAGACAGGAGCUCUGGGGAUCAGCCGGUGGAUCAGCUGACUGGGCUCAGCAGUCGCCAGAACUGCCCCCUGGAAACUGCCCUCUUGUGGCUCCUCCCCCUCAAGCUCUGCAGGACGCUGGCUCCGCCCUCCAGGGUCGGCACUGCAGGCUCUGUCAAGGGGAGGCGUGGGCUGCGUGCUGUACAGUGUGGCCCCAGGUUCGCAGUCAUUCUCGUGAAUGUAUAGUGCACAGCAGAAGCUGACCUCAUGUGUUCCACUCAGAAUAAAGGUUUACCAGUUACCAAAA